Messenger RNA from Rubroshorea leprosula, 5109 nucleotides. The record is from the annotation of a GenBank genome assembly. Lineage: Eukaryota; Viridiplantae; Streptophyta; Magnoliopsida; Malvales; Dipterocarpaceae.
AAUCAAUUUACAUAAAAAGGGAAAAAGUUCUACUCCACGGUUAGAAAUGUCCUUUCUUAAUUUCACUGCUUUCCUUCCCAGCUUAGUAGAUUCAAAUAUAAAAAGCUAUCUCCACUUGUUUUCUUUCACUGCCUUCCUGCUCUUCAUUGCUGCCUCACUUAUUUUCUUAUGCAACCGAUGAGAUUCACCUUCAAAUGGCUUCACCAAUAGUUCGGUCCCCUUUUCCGUUUCCGAACAAACUUUUCAGCCUUUGAUUUUAUGUACUACUACAAUUUAGUACCACUUAUCAUCUAAAAUUAUUUUCUGCAGAUUGCAUCAUGUUGAUCAGUCUUCUACCUUUUAACUAAUUUGUUACGUUUGGUUUCUGUUUUACAUGUAAUGAAAAUCUUUGAAGAAGAUAGGAAGCAUACUGAAGCGUGCAGUUUGUGAAGAAGCCUUUCGCUAAGCACAUCCUUUCUUUUCGUCAACUUGCAUUCUCAACCUUCUUCAAAACCCUCGAAUUGGUCAGAAAACAGUGGUUCGAUGCCAUAAGUGAAAAUCUUUGAAGUAGCGAGAAGGUAUAUUAGUGCGUGCAACUGUGCAAGCAGUGAAGAAGCCUUUUCACCAAGCACAUUCUUUCUUUCAUCAUUUGAAGAAAGCACUAGACAUCCAAAUAAGGGACUCCCUAAUGGACAACAUCAUAUCAGCCAUUGAUAUGGUAAAGGACGUUGGCCCUACAGUUUGGAAAUAUGUCAAGUAUCAAUUUUGUCCCAAUGAUUAUGUGGAUCAAUUCAUAGCUGGGCAAAAUGAGCUGAAGCGCCAACUCGAAGAUGUUGAGGCACAAUUAAACACACAACAUAACCAGCCAGCAAAGAAAGCAAGGAGCCAAGUCGACAAUUGGCUGGAGGAAGCGCGUAAAGAAACUUCCGUAAAUGUUGAAGAUCUGAUCUGUAAAGAAGGCUAUUUCGAAAAUAUUUGCUCAUCAAGGAAGUUCCAUAAAAAGAUUCAAGCACUGAAUGGAAUAUUUAUGGAAGGAGGAAAUUACACUAAUGCUGGUCAGAGUUUGGUUAUAGAUGAUCACUCAAUUGAGUAUUGCACGACAGUAUUCAAAGAAAAGCAGGAGCAGCUGAAGCUCAGACAGAAAGACAUUAAGGCACAAUUGGAGACCCAGUGUAUGCAACCUGGAAAGAUUGCAAGGAAGGAAGUUGAAGACUGGAUCGAGAAAGCAGGCCAACGAAUUGCCAUAAAGGUUCAAGACUUGAUCAGUCGAGGGGAAUGUUCCUCAUCAUCCAUCCUUGAGAAAAAGACUGAAGAAUUGAAGCAAACAUUUGAGCAAGGAGAAAAAUACACUAAUGCUAGUGAGAGUUUGGUUGUAGAUGAUCACUCAAUUGAGUAUUAUGCACCUGUAUACAAAGAAAAGCAAGAGAGGCUGAAGCACCAAAAGGAACACAUUGAAGCAAAUUUGAAGACUCAGUGUAUGCAACCUGGAAAGAUUGCAAGAAAGGAAGUUGAAGAGUGGCUGGAGAAGGCAGGCCAACAGAUUGCCAUAACGGUUGAAGAUCUGAUCAGCCAAGGGGAAUCUUCCUCAUCAACCAACCUCAGGAAAAACAUAGAAGAAUUGAAACAAAGACUUGAGGAAGGAAAAGAAUUCACUAAUGCGAGUGUGAGUUUGGUCAUAGAUGAUCACUCAAUCAAAGGAGUUCCACUCCUUGUUGAAAAAUGUAGUGGCAGGGAUGAUAUACAAGAUCAAAUUCUAGAAUGGUUGAAGGGAGAUGAGGUUACAAGAAUUGCAGUUUCGGGAAUGGGUGGUGUGGGCAAGACAACAAUUAUGAAGCAAGUCCACAACCAACUAUUGAAAGAAUCCAAAUUUAACAAAGUUGUUUGGGUAAAAGUGUCCAAAGACUUUGACAUUAUUGUCCAGCACAAAAAGAAGUUUGAUAUUCUCAAGUUUCAAAAAAGGAUUGCAAGUAGCUUGGAAUUAAAACUGGAGCUACAGGAUCAUGAGAAUGAAACCAAGCUUGCAGGAUUGAUUACACAAAGGUUGGGGCAAGGUAGCUCCGUGCUAAUUCUAGAUGAUGUGUGGGAGCCUUUCUCUCUAGAUGAUGUUGGAAUUCCUGAUCUAGUUGGAAAUAAUGGUUGCAAGUUAGUGCUGACGACACGAUUACGACAUGUUGCUCGUGCAAUGGAUUGUAAGGUGAUCUUGGUGAAUCCUCUUCCAGCUAAUGAAGCAUUAGCAUUAUUCUUGGAGAAUGUUGGGAGUGAUGUGUUUUCAAAUGGCAAAAUUAAAACAGAUAUAGAGCCAUUUUUGAAGCAAAUUUUGCAGAAAUGUGAUGGAGUACCCCUUGCUAUUGUGACAGUGGCAAAAUCCAUGAGAGGGAAAUUGAAUCCUAGUUCAUGGAAGUUGGCACUUUCUGAAUUGGUGAGUAAAUUCGAAGGAAUUGUUGAUUGUUUAAAAUUUAGUUAUGAAUGCCUAAAACCACAGUGCCAGGAGUGUUUCUUAUAUUGUGCAAUGUAUCCUGAAGAUUAUGAAAUCCCAAAGGAGCACUUAAUUGAGUAUUGGAUUGAGGAGGGGUUUAUAUAUAAAGAAGGGAAAACUAGGGAGGUAAUGAAUUGGAAGGGUCAUGAUAUACUUGAUAUUCUGGUUGACAAUUGCUUGUUGGAAUCAAUUAAAAGUAUAGAUGAAGAAGAUUGUGUUAGCAUGCAUGAUCUUCUUCGAGAAAUGGCAUUAGAAAUCAAACCUCAAUUCUUGGUGAAAGCUGGCAUGGCCUUGGAAAAGCUACCAGAGGAGCAUGAAUGGAGUGAAGAUCUUUUGAAAGUUUCUUUAAUGAGGAAUUACAUAGCAGAAAUUCCUUCAAGCAUGCCAUCUCCGAAGUGUCCUAUGCUCACAACCUUCUUGUUGUCCAAUAAUAAGAUUUCAACAAUUCCAGAAGCUAUUUUUGAGCAUAUGCUUGGGCUCAAGAUUCUUGAUCUUUCCUACAAUCGUCAACUAAGUAGGCUGCCAAGUUCUGUUUCCAAAUUGGAGAAGCUUACUGCAUUACUGCUGAAUUGUUGUGCUUCCUUAAGAGAGGUACCAUCUUUAUCCAGCCUUGUAGGCUUAAAAAAGUUGGACAUUUCUUGGACAUCAAUCGAAGAACUACCCCAAGGCCUUAACAUGUUAACAAAUCUAAAAUAUCUUGGUCUUGGUGGAAGAUUAUCUGAAACACUUGAUGAACUGCUACAAAAUCUCUUCAAACUUCAGCAUUUAACAGUAAAAACCAGCACAAAAUUUAAAUGGGAGAAGAUUGGAAGCUGGGGGAAGCUUCAAAACCUUGAGAAGUUGAAUCUUUACAAUUUGAAUAAUUUGAAUGUGGUGUUUGGGGAUGUAGGAGCAGUUGCUAAGUGGUUGGGGUAUCUCCAGAAAUUACAAACUAUUCAUGUUCGUUAUUGUUUGCAACUAGAGGAGAUAAUAGAGUCUGAAUCUGAAGAAGGAGAAAAAGUCACUCUACCCAAGUUAGAAAGCUUGAGAUUGAACUCAUUGCCUAAAUUGAAGAGAAUCUACAGCAAUUCUAAUACUGUUUUGAUUUGUGAUUCCCUCAAGAACAUUGAAAUUGAGAGUUGCAAAAACAUAGAGAGUGUUUUUUGGUCAGGGUUCAACCCACUUCCAAAUCUUGAAUAUCUACACCUUUACAAUCUAGUGAAUCUGAAAUCCAUGUUUAAUGAAGAAGGUCUUGGUUUAUCGCCGCUUGCACCUCCCACAAUCUUUUUCUCUCUUAAAGAAAUUGAGGUUUAUGGGUGUAAUCAAUUAAAGAAGGUAUUCUCAUCUGGAUGGCUACUCGGCUACUUCCAAUCUCUAGAGACUAUUAGGGUUGGAUGGUGUUCGCAAAUGGAGGAGCUGAUAUCGUCAUUGGCACAUGAAGAAGAAAAUGUCACUCUACAAAAGUUACAAAGCUUAGAAUUGAUCCAAUUGCCUGCAUUGAAUAGCAUCUACACUCGCUCCAAUGUGUUGAUUUGUGAUUCCAUCCAAAGUCUGAGGAUUGCCAACUGUGAGAAGCUAAAGAGGAUUCCACUGAAUUUUCACUUGCUUGAUAAUGCCCAUUUAUCUUAUCCUCCUUCCCUCAAACAAAUUGUGGUAUUCCCAAAAAAAUGGUGGGCAUCAUUGGAAUGGAGCCAUCCCAAUGCAAAAGACAUCCUUUUACCCUUAUGUGAGUUUCGGUGGAUUGAUUGGUUUUCGUAGUCCGGCAAAAUCCAAAUUGCCUGCAUUGAUUGCUUGUAUAAGAUGUAAGAGCUUAAGAACUUUCUUUGUCCGUUUUUCAAUUGUUUCGGUUUUGCCAUUCAUUUUCAGUCUUUUUUUUUUUUUCUUUUUUGGGUUGAAAUAUAAGGACUUGCUAAUGGUGCUUAGGGGCUUUUAAUUUAUUCUGAUGCAGUUUAACUUGUGGUAUUGAUAAUGUAUUUGAUUCAAGAAGUAGUGAAAUUUUUCCCUGUAGUUUGACCAAUGUUUGUAUCCAAGUUUCUUUUUGCUCCGAUUUGUAGCAAUUUAAUUUUGAGUUCAUCUGAAACUUUCUAAUGGGGCUAUUUGAUGUUUUUGAUAAUAACUCUCAAGCGUUAUUUUAUGCAUGGGAUUUAAUCAUCAGUAGUGAUCUUUCACAGGAAAGUAAAACGGAUUUUCAAAAGGAAGGGAUGGAUUGAGGAAUAUGGAUACCUCUUUAUACAGUGCGAUGCAAAGACUCAAUUGAAUGUAGGACAAUGCUAUGACGAGCUUGUCUUAAAGAUAAAAGCCACUUACAAAAUUUUGAGAGAUACAAAAAGUAAACUUCUUGUUGCAAAAGUAGUUAUUUGGCAUGAUAGAAUAUGUAGUUGGAGUUGACUAGAUCCCAAGUCCUUAAACUGCAUUCAGGGGAUUAAAGAUACCUCCUAAAACAAAACGGAACUUGAUUUCAAAGGAGGUAGCUUCUCCUGGUAAAUUGGGAAUAAAGGGAUCUUCCCCAGGCUUGUAGGUUAAAUACACUUCCUUUGAAUUCUAUUCUUUUGUAGAUAAAAGACUCCUUUAAAAUUUUGUAAGAUACAAGAAAAUACUUUUAGCUGCAGUAGAAGUUGUUGUAAGGUGUAGUGAUAAAGUACUUGAUUCGAAAUGUAUAAAAGUUAUUGUGAAGU